ACAUAACAGCACCACUGAGCAACAUCACCCCAUUUUUGCCAUAGGUAGCCGAAACAAGGUACGUAAGAAUAAAAAAAUAAAACGGUGAGAGGAUAAAAAAUUAAAAAAAAAAUUAUAUUCAUUCAAAAAGAGUCAGUGACAAAUAAUUAAUAAAAUUUGAAAAUCAUUUUCUAGUUUAAAUAGGCAUAUGUAGAAGGUGUACAUGCGUAUAGAUGUUAUAGCAUAUGUACUGAGGCAAUCAUACUUCAUAGAAGAACAACCCGCAAGGACCUAAACAAUUUCGCCCCAAAGUAAACUCAAAACAAUGUCAGAAGAAGCCGUAGCCCUAGUAGUCGACAAUGGAAGUGGAAUGGUGAAGUCCGGAUUGGCCGGUGACGAUGCACCUAAGUGUGUAUUCCCAUCAAUUGUGGGAAGGCCAAAAAUGCCAAACAUAAUGGUAGGCAUGGAACAAAAAGAAUGCUACGUAGGAGAUGAAGCACAAAACAAGAGGGGAAUACUCACCCUAAAGUAUCCAAUAGAACAUGGAAUAGUAACCAACUGGGAUGAUAUGGAAAAGAUAUGGCACCAUACAUUUUAUAACGAGUUAAGGGUUUCUCCUGAAGAGCAUCCAGUCCUGCUAACAGAGGCACCUUUGAACCCGAAGACGAAUAGAGAACGCAUGACGCAAAUUAUGUUUGAGUCUUUUGACGUGCCAGCUAUGUAUGUCAGCAUUCAGGCCAUUUUAUCCCUGUACGCUUCUGGGAGGACAACGGGAAUCGUUCUGGACAGCGGUGAUGGAGUGAGCCACACCGUUCCAAUAUAUGAAGGAUAUGUCCUUCCGCACGCAAUCAACAGAAUCGACAUGGCGGGACGAGAUUUGACCUACCACAUGAUGAAGCUGUUCACAGAAAGGGGACACACAUUCACAACAACGGCAGAGAGAGAAAUUGUUCGAGACAUAAAAGAAAAAUUAUGUUAUAUUGCACUGGAUUACGAUGAGGAAUUAAAAAAAUCAGAGGAACAUUCCGACCAGAUAGAAGAAAUAUAUGAAUUGCCGGAUGGAAAUUUAAUAACCGUAGGUAGCGAAAGGUUCCGAUGCCCAGAAGCUUUAUUUAAUCCAACGCUAAUAGGAAGAGAAUGCCCAGGACUACAUAUCACUGCUUACCAAAGUAUAAUGAAAUGUGACAUUGACAUAAGAAAAGAACUGUACAAUAAUAUUGUUUUAAGUGGUGGCACUACUAUGUAUAAUAAUAUUGGGGAAAGAUUGACAAAAGAAAUGACUAACUUAGCUCCGUCUUCCAUGAAAAUUAAAGUUAUUGCACCACCUGAGAGGAAAUACUCCGUGUGGAUCGGAGGGUCGAUUUUGUCCUCAUUGUCCACCUUUCAGCAGAUGUGGAUAACCAAGGAGGAGUACGAGGACGCUGGGCCUAGCAUCGUCCACAGGAAGUGCUUCUAA
This is a messenger RNA of Plasmodium coatneyi, 1435 nucleotides long. Its product is annotated as Actin-2. The record is from RefSeq and is a predicted model, not a curated record. The transcript has 4 exons. NCBI's taxonomy places the organism in Eukaryota, Apicomplexa, Aconoidasida, Haemosporida, Plasmodiidae. Bases 305 to 1435 code for a protein of 376 amino acids.